GUAAGUAACAAUAGAAUCAUUUCAUGUCGGUCGCCGAAGCAACAGUCUCGCCGCUAGAGUGCGCCUCUUUCGUGUCCGACUUCAAAGUGAUGCUGGCGGAAACCUAUCUGGACUUCAGUGCUCUACGAAGAAGUCUGGGGAGUCUCGUCUCGACCUCAACCUCAAGAUAGUUGCAGCACUGACAGUUAAUAUAAAACAGCAAGAAAUCUCUAAUUUGCCUGAACCGCACAAUGAUAUGGGAUUUACAAAAAUGGGAGAGGAGGUUGAGUCUCUUGCAAGAUUCCUUGGCGUGGUGAAGUAAACUGGAUUGUCCAGAAGAGCUAACGAUCUACAUUCCUAUUUGAUGGUAAAGAGCACGAUGUCGUUCCCCCUAUGUGUUAGCCUGUGGAUGCUCCUGGCUGUUCACUGCCAUGCUGGAGCUGUGAAGAACUGCCACCCAAGCUGCCACUGUGAGGUGGAGAGCUUUGGCUUGUUUGACAGCUUCAGCCUGACCAGGGUGGAUUGCAGGGGAGUGGGCACCAGUCCCAUCCCCAUCCCCCUGGACACUGCCCACCUGGACUUGUCCUCCAACUCCAUGUCCCUGCUGACCGACACUAUGCUCUCUGGACCUGGCUAUACCACCUUGGUCAGCCUGGACCUCAGCAACAAUCGCAUAUCCAUGGUCAGCCCCAAGGCCCUGUCCAGGCUGCGCUACCUGGAGUCUCUGGACCUCAGCCACAACUCUCUGGAGAGCCUGGAUGGGGGCUGCUUCUCUGGCCUCCCUCUGGCUGAGGUUGACCUCAGCCACAACCACUUCCGGGAGUUUGACCUCGACAUGUUCAUCACUAAAGGUCAUGGAGAGCCAAUCAACGUGGAUCUGUCCCACAAUCAGCUGACUGUGGUCUCCAGGAGUUCCUCUAGGAGCCCCUUGCUACAUGUCCAGAGCCUGACUCUAGCAGCCAACCAGCUGAGGGCCGUGCCUAAGCUCAAAGGCAUCCUGUUGAGGGACCUAUGCCUGGAUGGGAACAGUAUCUCCCACAUUGAGGAGGGGGCCUUUGAGGACCUCAAGGACCUGGUUCGCCUAUCCCUCAGUGCGCUUCCUGAGCUCUUUGACAUCCAGCCUAACAGUUUCAGAGGCCUUCAGAACCUUCAGGUCUUGGACCUGUCCAACAACGCCAAGCUAAAAGCACUGAGCCCAGCUGUGUUCAGUGGACUUGUGUCUCUACAGGAGCUCAAUCUGUCCAACUCUGGAGUAACAUCAUUGCCAAAUAACAUGCUAAGCCACUUGCCAAGUAUCAAGAGUAUUACCCUGGGCCAGAAUAUCCAUUGUUGGAGGGCUCAAAAGCAGGGGCAGUUUCACAGGCAGCUUGGACAGGAACAGAAACAUGACGAGGUGCUAACCUGUGACGUUAAAGGCAUUGUGUCGUGAUUGUGUUGGGAUUAUUGCCUUCAGUAUGGACAUCUAACUAGCACAUUAGUGCUAAAACUGUGCCUUAUAUCACUAUAUGCAAAGAACACUUUUUGUUAUUGCCGCCAAACAUGAUAAUUACUAUUUGAACAGUUUUGUUUAAAUUUUAAUUAAAUGUGUGUUUUGCUUUUAUUCCAAAGGCCUGAGGUAUUUAUUUCAAUCCACUGUUGAGACACUAUCAUGUCACGCUUGCUAUGCAUAAAUCAUGUAUUUCAAUUACAGUAAUAUCCAUCCAUGCUAUUACUAGCUUGUUAUCUUCAAACCAUUUAGCUUUUCCUCUUCCAAUUUUUAAGGAGAUUUUAGGAUGUGGAACUAAAAAAAGAUACACAUUACUGUGCAAGGACCACUCUUAUGUCAGACCAAAAGGUAAACAUCUUAUGUAGAGUAUGUAGUUAUGUAUGUCUAGCAUAGGAGGCUGGUGGGAGGAGCUAUAGGAGGACAGGCUCAUUGUAAUGUCUGGCGUUGAAAAUAUGUAAUGUUAUCAAGCAUAUGGAAAGCACAUGUUUGACCAUGUUCCAUUUAUUCCAUUCCAGCUAUUACAAUGAGCCUGUCCUCCUAUAGCUCCUCCCACUACCCUCCUCGGAUGUCUAGUUAUCAUUUCAAUCAGAUAUUAUUGUGGACAAAUUCUCCUGCUAUCUUCCUCAGUCAUGUUUACAUGGCCUAAGACCUGGAAGCCAACAUCGCCUGUUCUGUUUCAAAGAGCUGUUACACAACGGGUUGAAAUGUGAUCUGAACAAAUCAAUGCAGAAACAAAUUCUUCAACGUCACCUAGGGGAUUUUCACUGCUCUGUUAUUGAAUCAGUUUCCCAUGACGUGACCAUUUAUUUCGAAACAUAAAAUUGGCUUCAGGCAGUUUAUUAGACACAGACAUGUUUCAUCCUGUAUUUUCUUAUCUCUUCUGACAGAAGUGUGUUUUAACUGAAACACUAUAUGUGAUGUAUUUGAUGCAUUGUAUUAUUCACUCUACUUUGAAAUUUUAUAAAUAUGUCAGCUAUUCUACAGUAUCAACUUUGGAUCUACAUUGGCCAAAAUCCUUCAGAUAUUCUGUGCAACAACAACUGCAUGUUUGAACACCUGCCUUGGUUGCUAUUCCUGUGGUAUAAUAUGGACUGAAAGAGACAUAACUGCACUUGAACUGUUUUGAAUGUUAAACAUCUGCUUAAAGAUGUUUUAUAUUUCUUUAUCAAUAGUGUAUACACUUAGUGUACAAAACAUUAAGAACACCUUCCUAAUAUUGAAUUUCACCCCUGAGAACAGCCUCAAUUCGUCGGGUCAUGGACACUACAAGGUGUCCAAAGCGUUCCCCAGGGAUGCUGGCCCAUGUUGACUCCAAUGCUUCCCACAGAUGUCAAGUUCGCUCAAUGUCCUUUGGGUGGUGGACCAUUCUGAUACACAUGGGAAACUGUUGAGCGUGAAAACCCCAGAAGCAGUGCAGCUCUUGACACUGAAAUGUUUUGUUCUGCCCAUUCACCCUCUAAAUGGCACAUGUACACAAUCCAUGUCUCUCAGGGCUUAAAAAUCAUUCUUUAACCUGUCUCCUCCCCUUCAUCUACACUGAUUAGAAGUGGAUUUGACAAGUUACAGUAAGGGAUCAUAGCUUUCACCUGGAUUCACCUGGUCAGUCUGUCAUGGAAAGAGCAGGUGUUCUUAAUGUUUUGUACAUUCGCUGUAUAACUUUGUAUAGAUGUAAAAUAGAUGGAUUAUUCUACACAUCUGUGUACUUUACAUAAAUGUAUGAACUUUUAAUUAUUUUUUUACUUUGUUUACUACCCUGUCCCCAACAGCCUUUGGCAUUCCACAAUUGCUAGGUGUGUCUGUAUUUGAAAAUAUAUAAAUUGUCUGGGUUUCAACGCA
Molecule: messenger RNA, 3301 nt
Organism: Oncorhynchus kisutch (coho salmon)
Lineage: Eukaryota; Metazoa; Chordata; Actinopteri; Salmoniformes; Salmonidae
Product: tsukushin-like
Exons: 2
Coding region: 344-1408 (354 amino acids)
Cellular component (GO): extracellular matrix
Molecular function (GO): protein binding
Source: RefSeq, a predicted model, not a curated record